Saccostrea cuccullata (small rock oyster) is the source of this 714-nucleotide messenger RNA. RefSeq lists its product as uncharacterized. Bases 1 to 714 code for a protein of 237 amino acids. The transcript has a single exon. Lineage: Eukaryota; Metazoa; Mollusca; Bivalvia; Ostreida; Ostreidae. The record is from RefSeq and is a predicted model, not a curated record.
AUGAUAAGCAGCACAGCUACCCCCCCCCCCCAUCUAUCAUUAUCACCAGCCCCCUCACGAAGAGCAGCACAGCUACCCCCCAUAUAUCAUUAUCAUCAGCCCCCUCACGAAGAGCAGCACAGCUAUCCCUCCCCCAUAUAUCAUUAUCAUCAGCCUCACUUCACGAAGAGCAGCACAGCUAUCCCUCCCCCAUAUAUCAUUAUCAUCAGCCUCACUCACGAAGAGCAGCACAGCUAUCCCUCCCCAUCUAUUGUUAUCAUCAGCCCCCAACACGAUAAGCAGCACAGCUAUCCCUCCCCAUCUAUUGUUAUCAUCAGUGUCCCCACAGCAAAGCUAUCCCACCCCCAUCUAUUGUUAUCAUCAGCUUCCCUAACGAUAAGCAGCACAGAUAUCCUCCCCAUCUAUUGUUAUUAUCAGUGUCCCCACAGCACAGCUAUCCCUCCCCAUCUAUUGUUAUCAUCAGUGUCCCCACAGCACAGCUAUCCCUCUCCAUCUAUUGUUAUCAUCAGUGUCCCCACAGCACAGCUAUCCCUCCCCAUCUAUUGUUAUCAUCAGUGUCCCCACAGCACAGCUAUCCCUCCCCAUCUAUUGUUAUCAUCAGUGUCCCCACAGCACAGCUAUCCCUCUCCAUCUAUUGUUAUCAUCAGUGUCCCCACAGCAAAGCUAUCCCACCCCCAUCUAUUGUUAUCAUUUAACUUAUUGUUAUUGAAAUAG